Messenger RNA from Moesziomyces antarcticus, 4686 nucleotides. Its product is annotated as u3 snoRNP-associated protein Rrp5. The record is from RefSeq and is a predicted model, not a curated record. The transcript has a single exon. Gene Ontology annotation, molecular function: protein binding; RNA binding. Gene Ontology annotation, biological process: rRNA processing. Gene Ontology annotation, cellular component: small-subunit processome; nucleus; nucleolus. NCBI's taxonomy places the organism in Eukaryota, Fungi, Basidiomycota, Ustilaginomycetes, Ustilaginales, Ustilaginaceae. The coding region runs from base 1 to 4686 and encodes 1561 amino acids.
AUGCCUGGAAUCAAGCGGUCUCGUCCUGCAGAGGAUGCGCCGGCAUCCUCCGCCGCCGCCAGCUCCUCCAAGUCGAGCCACACAAAAAAGUCAAAGAGUGCUUCAUCCGCUCCCGCCGCGACCUCCGCACCCUCCUCGUCGCUCCUGUCAGCUCAAGAGGUCGACUUCCCUCGUGGCGGCAGUUCCGGUCUCACCGCGCUCGAGUUCCGCGAGGCAAAGCGCGAGGCGCGCUCCGAGUCCGCCGCCAACGAGCUCCUCUUCAAGGACGCAAAGGACGAGCAGGCAGAGGCCAAGCGCAAGAAGAACAAGCAGAAGUACAACCGAGAAAAGCGCAACGACGCAAAGAAGAAGCGUACUUCCACCACCGCCGCAGCCGCUUCUGCUUCCGCAUCACAGUCCGAAAAGAAGGACCACAUCCGCAUCGAGCACAUCAACUACAAGCGUCUCGUCCCCGGCUCCAAGCUUCUCUGCUCCGUGCUCGCCGUCCAUCCGCUCGCCGUUGUCGUCUCGUUGCCAAACCAGCUCCUCGGCCACAUCCCCGUCACCCAGAUCAGCCCUCAAUUCACACAACGCUUGCAGGCCGCUGCCGAUGCUGCGGCCGAAGAGUCCGAUGACGACGACGAGAGCAUGAACGCAGACAGCGACAGCGACGAUGACGAUGACGACGCCGCCAGCUCCUCUAACAAGCGCUCCAAGAAGGUGCCCGAGCUGCGUGACCUCUUCCACGUCGGUCAGUGGCUCGUCGCCAGCGUGGUUCAGGUCCGCGGUGGAGACGUCGCAAGGGGCCGCGCCACGCGCGAGGGCGGUGAAUAUGAAAAGGAGUCUCGCCGUGUCGAGCUCUCGCUCGCUCCCCAGCUCGUCAACGCUGGCGUGGCCGUCUCCGACCUGGACGCCGGUGCCACUCUCUCGGCCACCAUCGCGAGUGUGGAGGACCACGGCUACAUUCUCGACAGCGGUAUCGGCGAGUUCCGCGGAUUCGUCUCCUUCGCCGACGCCGCCAAGCUGCCAGAGAGCUUCCAUGCCGGCAAGAGCGGAAAAUCCCUUCAGGUUGGCAGCGUUGUUUUCGCCAAGAUCACCAAGGUUCCCGAGAACAAGCGCAGCUUCGAGGCUACGCUCGACCCCAAGGCCGUCUCCACCACCCCUAUCAAGCACGUCCCCAGCAUCACCGCCGUCCUCCCCGGCACCCUCACCAAGGUUCUCGUCACUGCCGCGCUCCCCACCGGCCUCAACGUCAAGCUCUUCGGCAUGUUCGACGCAACCAUCGACCGAUUCCACCUUCCUGAGCUGCCCGAGGGCAAGGACAUUCCAGACGUAUACAAGGAGGGCUCCAAGCACGUCGCUCGUGUCCUCUGGGACCUGCUCAGCCCUCCCUCGGCAGCGCUGCAGGGAGAGAACCCGGAACACGAGCGCAAGUUUGGUCUUUCGCUCGCUCCUCAGGUGCUCUCGCUCCAGGCACCCGUCGCCAAGGAUCAGCAGCUCCUUCAGCACGCAUACCCCAUCGGCACCCCCAUCAAGGUGACCGUCGUGCAGACCGUCACCGACUGGGGCCUCAUCGUCUCGGUUCAAGGCACCGAUCUGCGCGGCUUCGUUCACAUUUCUCAGGUCUCGGACGACCAUGUCGUUGCACUGCCGCCGUCUAGCGGGCCGUUCUGCAAGGGCACCGAGCACAAGGCUCGUGUCGUCGGCCACUCGCCCACCGACCGCACUCUACAGCUCUCGCUCAAGGCGUCCGUGCUCGAGCGCAAGUUCAUGCGCGUCUCGGAAGUUGAGGUCGGCGAGGUGGUCAACGCUACCAUCAUCAAGCUCGGCCUGCCCAACGCCAUCUUCCUUCAGCUCCAGGGCCACGUCGACGGCGUCGUCUUCGCAAACCACUUUGCCGACGUCAAGCUCACCCAGCCCGAGAAGCGAUUCAAGCCGGGCCUUCAGGUCAAGGCACGUGUGCUCGACGUCGACCCCAGCCGCAACCGCAUCGUGCUCACGUGCAAAAAGUCGCUUGUCAAGUCGGACCUGCCCAUCGUCGGAUCCAUGCAGGAUGCGCGCGUCGGUGUCGUCACCCAUGCCACUGUGUUCCGCGUCCAGGUCAACUCGAUCAUCGUCAACCUUUUUGGCGGCCUCAAGGCCCUCAUCCCCGGUAGGGAGGCGAGCGAGGCCUCGUUCGAGGACGUCAAGGCCAGCUUCACCGAGGGCAAGGUAGUCAAGAUGCGCAUCACCGAGGUCGACUACGAGAACCAGAGGCUCGUGGGCAGCAUCAAGCAGGCUUCGCCCGAGUUCCUGGCCAAGCUCAACGUGGAUGCCGUCGAGGUCGGCGAGAAGGUGGUUGGCAAGGUCGCUGCGGUGCACAAGGAGGUGGUGGUGCUUUCGCUUGUGCCGUCGGGCGUGCGUGCGCUGCUCUCCCUGUCCGUGCUGGCUGCCAUGAGGGGCACUUCCGCCGAGCAGCUCCUCGAGAGUCUCGAGGAGGACCAGGAGAUCGACAACCUCGUCGUCUCGGUCAAGAACCCCGAAAAGGGCCUCGUCAUUGUGGCAGACAAGGUCAGGUCGAGCAAGACCGCUCGCGAUGCCAACGGUUCUUCUUCCACGUCUGCGCAGGUCGAGCAGGGCGCCGUGGUCAAGGGUCGCGUCAUCCAGAAGAACGAAAAGUACCUCGACUGUGUCGUUGCGCUCGGCACCGCCACGCGCGCCACGCUGCACAUCACUGAUCUUGCCGACGACUACACCAGCGGCGUCUCGCUUCCUUCGCCCGGAGACAAUGUCGACUGCUUCGUGGUGUCGCUCAAGGCCAACGGCAAGAGCGGCGUGGUCUCGACGCGUGCCUCGCGCAUCUCGCCCUCGGACGCCGAGGUGACCGAUGCUGAGAUCACGGCGAUCACCGAGCUGACCAAGGGCCAGAAGGUGCGCGGCUUCGUCAAGGCGAUCACCAACGUCGGCGUCUUCGUCUCGCUGGGCCGCAAGCUCGAUGCGCGCGUCCAGGUGCGUGAGCUGUUCGACGAGUUUGUGCGCGACUGGAAGAAGCGCUUCACCGUCGGCCAGGUGGUCAGCGGAACGAUCAUGGACGUCAACGCCAACCAGAACGAAAUCGAGAUGUCGCUCAAGAGCACGCCUGGUAGCAUCAAGCCGCGUGCCGAGCGCGCACAGGAGCGCGCCGAGGCCGACGGCACGAAGCGUCCCAAGCGCCUCAACGACUUCAAGGCCGGCGACAAGGUCAAGGGCUUCAUCAAGAACAUCAUCGACUUUGGCGUCUUUGUCCAGAUCGAGGGCACCAACGUGUCGGGUCUGGCGCACAUGAACGAGCUCAGCGAUGGCAAGGCCGACGAGGCGCUCAAGGCGUUCCGUGUGGGCGACAAGGUGCGCGCCAUCGUGCUCAGGAUCAACGAGGAGAAGAGGAAGAUCAGCUUCGCCCUCAAGCCCUCGUACUUUGACGCGGCUGACUUCGAAGACAGCAGCGACGAGGACGAGGACGAUGAAGACGAGGAGGAGGAGAUGGACGAAGACGAUGUCGCCGACAUCGGCUCUGAUGCCGAGGACGACGCGAGCGAUAGCGAAGACGACGACGAAGCUGAUGUCAUCGAGAUGGACGAGGACAGUGAUUCUGAGGCGGAUGCUGCGCCUUCCAAGUCCAAGACGUCCAAGGUUCCUUCGCUUGCCCUCUCGGGUGGCUUCUCGUGGUCCGCAGGAGCUGGUGACGAUGACGCAGCGGACGAGCUGGAUUCGUCAGACUCUGACUCGGACUCUGACUCUGACUCCGAAUCUAAAGCGGCCGCGCUUAAGAAGGAGAAGGCCAAGGCGCGCAAUUCGCGCAAGGGCGCUGCGCUCGAGGAGGACCUGACUGCGGACCUUGCGACCAAGGCGCCCGAGUCGUCGAGCGAUUUUGAGCGCCUUCUGCUGGGCUCUCCCAACAGCUCGUUCCUGUGGAUCCAGUUCAUGUCGUUUGCGCUGCAGCUUUCGGACGUGGACAAGGCGCGCGAGAUCGCACGUCGCGCACUCAAGGUGAUCAACUACCGCGAGGAGCAGGAGCGCAUGAACGUGUGGAUUGCGCUGCUCAACCUCGAGAACACGUACGGCUCGGACGAGACGCUCGAGGCGACGUUCAAGGAGGCUGUGCAGGCCAACGAUGGAUUCACCAUGUACCUCAAGAUGGUCAACAUCCUCGAGGCCGCCGACAAGAACGACGUGGCCGAAGAGAUGUUCGUCAAGGCCAAGGCAAAGUACUCGACGACGCCGGAUUUCUGGAUCGAGUAUGCGCGCUACCUGCUGCGUACUGGCCAAGCUGACGCGGCUCGUGCGCUUCUGCCGCGUGCCAUGCAGGCGCUCGACAAGCGCGACCACACGAGCACCAUCACGCGCUUUGCGAUCAACGAGUUCAAGCUCGGCGACGCCGAGCGCGGCCGAACGAUCUUUGAGGGUCUGGUGGAUUCGUACCCGAAGCGCCUGGAUCUGUGGUGGCAGUACCUCGACCAGGAGUCGCGACUGGACGACAACCAGAUCCAGGUGCGCAACCUCUUCGAGCGCACACUCACGCUCAAGCUCACCGCCAAGAAGGGCAAGAGCCUGCUCAAGAAGUGGCUCGAGUACGAAAAGACCCACGGAGACGCCAAGAGCCAGAAUGCCGUGCUGGCCAAGGCCAAGCAGUUCGUCGACGAGAUCGCCCGCAAGAACCAGGCUGACGACCAGGACGAGGAUGACGAGUAG